Molecule: messenger RNA, 5530 nt
Organism: Oncorhynchus gorbuscha (pink salmon)
Lineage: Eukaryota; Metazoa; Chordata; Actinopteri; Salmoniformes; Salmonidae
Product: protein GREB1-like
Exons: 28
Coding region: 176-4912 (1578 amino acids)
Biological process (GO): multicellular organism development
Source: RefSeq, a predicted model, not a curated record
CAUCCCUACUCCAGGGGAUCAGGGGAUUACACGAGUGUCAAUCCAAAUCACCCAGUCCUUCCACUCUUCACUGACCGGAUGACCACACCUCUACUCGCGGAGAUAUGGACCUAAUCAUUUAACAAGUCGCUAUUGGAUUUUUAUCGGCAUUAUCAGUUUGAUUUGCAGGUGUGCGAUGGGGAACUCGUAUGCAGGCCAGUUGAGGAGCACACGUUUUGAGGAGGUGCUUCAUAACUCCAUCGAGGCUUCUCUCCGCUCCAACACUGUGGUGCCACGGCCUGUCUUCUCACAGCUCUACCUGGAGGCAAAGCAGCCAACCCUGCACAACAACGGCCGGGUAGAGAAUGAGAAUGAGGAGGAAGAUGGCUCAGAGUCCAACAGCCCUCCCGUCCCGUACAAGAUGAAGCCCUCCCCAGAGGGAUGCUGCACGACGGACGGAUUCUGCCACGCGGGUAGAGAUCUGCGUCUAUCCUCCCUGGUGUCAGAGCCUCAAGACGUGCCCCCAGGAUUCCAGCUGGUAGGGGCCUUGUCUGCAGGCACACCAGACACCCUGCUGGUGUGUGCAGUCGACCGCAGGUUCCUGCCCGAUGAACGGGAAUGCAACGCACUGCUGGGGUUCUCGGGGAACUGUAUAGGCUGUGGAGAGAAGGGUUUUCGCUACUUCACAGAAUUCUCCAACCACAUCAACCUGAAGCUGAGCACCCAGCCCAAGAAACAGAAGCACUUAAAGUACCAUCUGUACAGGAACAACCAGGGACAGCUGGUCAGAGGGGCUGCUAUCUGCUGGAAGGGCCUCGAGAGCAGAGGGAGACAGACAACGCAGCCCAACGCCUCUGACGGGCAUGUAACCUCAGACGAUCACUUCCCCAACCCAGCAGUCACCGCUCACCCUGCACACACACCCGGGAACUACACAGAACCCAUUGCCCCCCCUCCCCUGGGCAACGGGAGCCACAUCCCCCUAUCCCAGAAUCCUCUGCCCCAGACUCCCAUACUGUCGAAAGGACCUUGGAGACCCACAGUUAUAGGUACACUCAAUACGGGACCACUUAAAAAGAGACACAGAGGCUGGUCUCCUGCUGGGGCUGAGUCUGCUGUGAAGACCCCCCUAUCUUCCUCCUCCUCUUCCUCAUCACUCACCAAUUGGACCAAACCAGACAAUGCCCCUGCAGUGAGUCUGUCCCAGGGGUCCUCCAACUCCCCCUCUCCUCCCGGGCCGUCUGUCACAGUGCCUGAUCAGCUGCUACACACCUGCAGACUCCAGCCAAUCAUCUUCAGUGGUGUCCUACAGAAUCUGGGGUUGGAGCAAGACUGUCUGUCUCAGAGAGAGGCAGAGCGCUACGUGGUGAAGAUGGACCAGGAGGCCAGGGCGCGCAUUGAUGACCUCAUACAGGAAGCAAACAGGAACCCCAACACACUCUUCAUUCUGGUUCAUGACCACGCUCACUGGGACAUGAGCAGUGGAGGGUAUGCUCCCAGCGGUGGUGACUCCGGCAGUGGGUUGGUGGACAGCCUGCUCAACUCCUGUCAGAUCAGAGACGCCAACAACAUCCUGAUUCUCCACGUCACCUCGUUCCCCUUUGCCCUGCAGACACAACACACACGCAUCAGCCCAUACAACGAGAUAUACUGGCCCUCUGCUUCCAAUAAUGAAGUGGAUCUGUACCUUGAGAAGACACAGUACUUUGGUGUGUGUGAGCUGCUGGACUCGACUCGUUCAGGCAGCGGUCUGCCUCUCCUCCGCUACGACAGCUCCAUCGAAAGCAUGGCCUCUGUCCUGGAGGAGAGGUUCCCCAAGCUACACAGUGCAGUGAUCCGGACCCAGGUUUUAAUACAACACUACUGUGUGGCCAUGAUGGCCGUGUCGGGUCCGUCUGGCUCAGGGGGGCGGAGCCAACAUAAACACACCUCCGUCGAAACGCUGGAGAUCGUCCAGAGCCUGCUUAGCGCCGCCCAGCGAUGCCCCUCCCACCAUGGUCACAUGGUGCUGCUACGGCUCCUCUCAUUGGCUCUGGCAGGGUGGGCCCACCAACGGCUGGUGUGGAUCAGACAGAGACUGGGGCUGGGGGAGCUCUUUGAGAUCAUCCUGGGAAACCCCAGCCAAACCCUCAGCAUAGGACAGAGCUUCACUGAGCGCAUCAAGACAUGGCUGAAAAUCCAGGAGACAGACUGGGUUCCUCGUACCUACCUGGAGCUAGAGGCCCUGCCCUGCAUCCUCAUCCUCUCUGGUGCAGACCCCCUGGGAGAGUCCCUACCCAGAUCACUGAAGUACUGUGAUCUGCGUGUGAUAAGCUCCUCCUACCUGCAGCGCACGGCAUUGGAGCAGGAGCUAGGAUUGGCGGCCUACCUGGUGAGGGUGGAGUCCCAGGGGUCACAACCCCACGGCCACGCCCCCGGCCUGGGCGGUGACCUAUCAGAGAGCGACUCAGACAAACUCAACAGCACCGACAAUGAGGAGAAGGAGGGGGGAGAGAACACUCUGAAAUCUGACCUCCCUGGCCUUGGUCACAGCACUCCCUCUGUCCCUCACCCUCCCUCGGUUCUCCAGCCCUCCCGAACCUUCCCCGACAGCAUUGCUGCGGACCCCCUCCAUCCCCACACCACCCCCCAAGGCCCUCACCGCCCCCCCAACACCCAGCGCCGGCCCUCCAAGUCCACUUCCUUGGUUUCCUCCUCCCCCCUACCCCCCUCUCUCCUUCAGGGCUGCUCCUGGGCACGGGGGGUGAGCCGCCCCCCUUCCCUGCUGCUGCCCCGGGGACUCUAUGAUAUCAUCAAGGCACGCGACGGGAGCGGGCUGCCUCGCUGCACCUCCUUCCUACCACACCGGUCUGUGACCUGGGCCAGCUCCUUCAGACCUCUGCUAAGUAAGAUGAUGACGUGUAUAGAACAGUCUCUGUAUUACCGCCAGUGGACCAUCCCACAGCCUCACCACAUGGACAGCAGCAACCGCCCUGCAAAGGGGCGCACAGACAACUUCCAUCCCCGCAGACUGCUGCUCAGCGGACCCCCACAGGUAUACACAGACAUACACACAUGCAGACUGCUGCUCAGCGGACCCCCACAGGUAUACACAGACUUCCAUCCCCGCAGACUGCUGCUCAGCGGACCCCCACAGGUGGGGAAGACAGGGGCGUACCUCCAGUUUCUGGGCAUCCUGUCUCGUAUGCUGAUCCGACUGAUGGAGGUGGACAUCUAUGAUGAGGAAGAUAUCAACUUCAGUGGUCAGCUGGAGCGUGUCCAGUACCAGCCAACCUGUGCCUCCUGGCCAGUCACAGACACACUGAGGGCCAUUCCGUUUGACUACACCGUCCACGACCCCAAAUAUGAAGACAUCAGCACUGUCUACUGCCCUGGCUACUACCCCAACACUGAUGGAAUCCCCAGACGUCAGAAGGACGUGUAUCUGCGGAGGCGUACAGCCAGAAUCAAACUGUCUAAAUACGCAGCCUACAACACCUACCACCACUGUGAGCAGUGUCACCAGUACACAGGCUUCAACCCCGCAUACCAGAUGUAUGAGUUGACCCUGCAUGCCUUCACCUUCUCCCACCUGCUGCUGGGGGAGGAUAUUCAGCUCUACUUCAUCAUUCCCAAGUCUAAACACCACCACUUCAGCUUCAGCCAACCAGGAGGCCAACUAGAGAGCAUGAGACUGCCCCUCACCUCCGAUUGGAACCCAGACUGUAUCAAGAGUCCCAUCUUCACCCCAACAACAGGUCGUCAUGAGCAUGGCCUGUUCAACCUGUACCACGCCAUGGAUGGGGCGGCCCACCUCCACAUCCUGGUCAUCAAGGAGUAUGAGAUGGCUGUCUAUAAGAAGUACUGGCCCAACCACAUUAUGCUGGUGCUGCCCACCAUCUUCAAUGGAGCCGGGCUCGGUGCGGCCCACUUCCUGAUCAAGGAGCUGUCCUAUAACAACCUGGAGCUGGAACGCAGGCGCAGGGUGGAGGGAGGAGGGCCGCCAGCCGACGUCUGGCCCUUCAUCAUCCUCUCUGACGACUCCUGCGUCAUGUGGAACGCUGUGGACCUGGACUCACGCAGUACCUCAGGCCAUGCAGAGAGGAACGUGUCUCUGAAGCAGAUGUUGCAGCACAUGGAGGCGUGUCCUGACCUCACACAGUUCGGCCUCUGUGGGAUCAGGAAGUGGAGCAGUCACUCCCCAGGUCAGGGGUCAGGGGGAGGAGAUCGUCACAGGGAGCCUUUCUCCAGAGGACACCUCCACGACUUCCUGCUUCUAAACGUGGACCUGACCCAGGGCAUCCAGUUCAACCAGAACAGAUUUACGUGUGAUGAUGUUGACUUCACCCUGCGAGUCCACAGCGCUGGUCUGCUCAUCUGUCGUUUCAACAACUUUAGUGUGAUGAAGAAACAGAUCUCUGUUGGAGGAUACCACACCUUCAUCAUCAAGAACAAGAUGACUGACGUCCCCACCUCGGUCCAGCCGUCUCAGUAUAUCUGUGCCCCGGACAGCAAGCAUCCAUUCCUGGCCACGCCUGCACAGCUACUGCUGGAGAAAUACCUGCAACACUCUAGCCUGUUCCCCCUUAGCACAUGCAACUACACACACCCCAUACUGUCUGUAGACUGCUACCUCAACCUGGGGCCUGAGGUGACGGUGUGUUUUGUGAGUUCCAGACCUCACUCCAUCAACAUCUGUACUACAGGGCUGCUGUUCAGCGGCCUGUUGCUCUGCUUCUGGGAUUCCUUCGUCACGCCAGGAUUCCUAAAGAACUUUCACUUCCUCAAAGGGGCGGUUCUGUGUGUGAUAUGUGCUGACCGCAGCUCUCUGAGACAGACAGUGGUGAGGCUGGAGCUCGAGGACGAGUGGAGGUUCCGGCUGAGUGACGAGUUCCAGACAGCCAACGCUAAAGAGGACCGGCCCCUCUUCUUCCUCACAGGGAAACACAUAUGAACCCCCCUAACUCCUAAACCCAUGAAUCUCAACCCGUACCCCUCAGCUUGAACCCUGCUGUAGGUUCAAAACAGAAAGGCAAAAACUGUCUGUACACUUCUAGUGGAUCAAGCCAAUAACCCAUGGAGAGAGUAGCUGCUAGUGAAUAUAGCUAUGAGUCUGCGACUUGUAUGGCUCUGUUUACUGUAGCAUUGCUGUGGUAUUUACUACAAUACUACAAUACUCCAAUCAGCCUUCCUCCUCUCUGGUGUGAUUUGUUACAAGUCAUCAUUCCACAGUGCAUGUCACCAUUCUUAUUGUAGAUAAUGAAGUGUCGUUUUUUUUAAAGAAGUUUUUUGUGAUAUACAAUGAUUCAAUAUUUUGCAUAUAUUUUGACAGUUUUGUGUCAUGUAAAAAGUACUUAUCUAUCUAAAAGAAGAUGUUCUCUGUAGUGAUUUCACGCCGGUGUUCUUCAAGAGGUGAGAACUCUUAUGUGCGUGUGGCUCUCAUUUCUGACGCUCUGUGUUUGUGGUCUCCUGAUUAUCAAUAUGUUGAGAAACUUGAAUUGAUGUUGUCAUGUUCUAUAGACACAAUGUCCUGUGUACUGUUAUGUUUUACAAUGUAUAAAUGUACAUGUUC